AUGGACUUGAACGAAAAGCUCAAAGACACCCGGCUGUUCUUCCCCAUCGAUCCCGGCCCGACUGCCAGAAUUGGCGGCAUGGUAGGCACUAACUGUAGUGGAACUAAUGCAGUACGAUAUGGAACAAUGAGAGACUGGGUGGUCAAUCUGACCGUCGUAUUGGCGGAUGGAAGUAUCGUCAAGACUCGUCGGCGACCAAGGAAAUCCUCUGCCGGCUAUAAUCUGUCCAGCUUGAUUGUUGGUUCUGAGGGAACUCUUGGGAUUGUUACCGAGAUUACCCUGAAACUCGCACCAGUGCCUGAAGAGACGGGUGUUGGUGUUGUGACUUUCCCGACUAUGCGGGCAGCAGCUGAAGCAGCUAUUGAUAUUGUUCACAAAGCUGUACCAAUUGGAGCAGUCGAAAUUCUUGACGAUGUGCAAAUGAGUGUGAUCAAUCGGGCUGGAAACACUGACAGAACAUGGCAGGAGACACCAACACUCUUUUUCAAGUUUGCAGGAUCAAAGCAUUCAGUGAAAGACACCGUUAGCCAAGUUGGCAGCAUUGUAAAAGCAAGGGGUGGCAGUGAUUUUGAAUUUGCAAAAACUGAAGCGGAGCAGAAGAAAUUGUGGUCUGCAAGAAAAGAAUCGCUAUGGAGCAUGUUAAGCUUGAGGACUUCCGGGAGUGAGGUGUGGUCUACCGACGUGGCGGUCCCGCUCUCAAGGGUGGCAGACUUGGUCGAGGUGUGUAAGGAAGAAAUGGACAGCCUAGGGCUUUUUGGCAGCAUGCUGGGUCAUAUUGGCGAUGGCAAUUUCCAUGAAACCAUCUUAUACGAUGGCAAUACCGAAAGGCAGAAGGUCGAGAAAUGUGUACACGACAUGGUACGACGAGCGCUGGAGAUGGACGGUACUUGCACGGGCGAGCACGGGGUUGGUCUGGGAAAGAAGGAGUUUUUGUUAGAAGAGCUCGGAGCUGGAACAUUGGAAAUGAUGAAAGCGAUCAAGAGGGCAUUGGAUCCAUCUUGGUUGAUGAAUCCUGGCAAGAUUUUUGAUGCUUGA
Exophiala bonariae is the source of this 1035-nucleotide messenger RNA. RefSeq lists its product as uncharacterized. NCBI's taxonomy places the organism in Eukaryota, Fungi, Ascomycota, Eurotiomycetes, Chaetothyriales, Herpotrichiellaceae. Gene Ontology annotation, molecular function: FAD binding; D-lactate dehydrogenase (cytochrome) activity; D-lactate dehydrogenase (NAD+) activity. The record is from RefSeq and is a predicted model, not a curated record. The coding region runs from base 1 to 1035 and encodes 344 amino acids. Gene Ontology annotation, biological process: lactate catabolic process. The transcript is spliced from 4 exons. Gene Ontology annotation, cellular component: mitochondrion.